Penicillium roqueforti is the source of this 3966-nucleotide messenger RNA. RefSeq lists its product as uncharacterized. The record is from RefSeq and is a predicted model, not a curated record. NCBI's taxonomy places the organism in Eukaryota, Fungi, Ascomycota, Eurotiomycetes, Eurotiales, Aspergillaceae. The transcript has 8 exons. Bases 1 to 3966 code for a protein of 1321 amino acids.
AUGGCUAAUAGCCGGACACUUCAUUUGACUUCAAUGUGGUCACUGGAGGACCAAGGAAUCCCAGAAAUCCGAGACAAACUCAAAGCAUUGAAUCCCGGUGCUUCGAUCAAGGUCGAAUAUCAACGUGAUAAACAUAUCUUGGUUGUUACGGGUCAAUUCAAUGAGGAAUUUGAUGUCAAAAUCACAUCGCUGCUUGCGAAUUACAUUGAAGAGCAUCGCAAUGAUGAUCUGCUCGAGACGACGAGAAUUCGUCAGCUUCCAAUCUCUACCUUCUUCGACCCCAAUCCCUUUCCUAGCCACGAAAGCGAUGCGCUCCCAGAGACGGAAACCCUAGUAGAGGACAUUGCCCCGGCACAACCCACUAGCGAUGGACUCAUUGUCAAAUUCUGGUAUCCCUCGCAGAUGGGAACGGGCCCCAUCUCUCAUGACUCGGACGCUCUUCUACUUCGCAUUUCCAAAAUGACGAAAACACAAAUCACAGUGGAGGGAGCCCGAGGGCUCCGUAUCUCUGCACAAUACAUGAACAACAUUGAUGAGGCAAUGGAUAUACUCGACUGCCUCGAAGAAUGUUUGGAUCUCAUUGAGAACACAAACCGAGGACUGAUCGUCUUUACUCCACAACAGGAGGACGCUACCUUUCGCAUCAUGACAUAUGCACAGAUCAGUACCACUGCCUUGUGGCGUAUUUUGAUCGACUUAAAUGCCUCUCUUCGUCUCCCAAAGAUAAUGACUCUGGUCGUCUGCGAAUUCGACGAGUCAGCUAACCAAUAUUGUCCACUUCGCAAACUUCGUCAGCCACCGCAAGUGGCUCAGAAAGCGAGCAUUAUUAGAGACUGGGAAGAUUAUCAUUUUCCAGAGAUCGGCCCGAGAAACGAUCCCUUUCUGGGGGAUAUUGAUCAACAUAUCGCGCCCAAAGGUGAGGCCCUUUAUGAGAGGAAUGACACUAAGCACCCGUAUCUCUCGACUGGUAAGGCAAAAGACGUCGACAAAUGGAUCUCUCGGGGUGUCACCAAACGGCCUAUGGCAAGCAACAUCCAUACAAGAGCAUCACUGGAAGAUGAUACGACCUCCCCUACGCUUGUUAAAUCCAAGCUCCAACCUGCGCCCAGCGUUUCCGCCCCACGGGAGAAGAGACAGUCCGUUCCAUUCAAGCCCAAUCCCGCUGGCGUCAAAGGACGCGUGAUUAUGCUACAAGAUGGAACUGUACCCAUUAACCAGUCUCAACAAGAAAAGCCAGACACUCCUCAUAGCCCAAAUAUCUCUCUGUUUGGCAGACUCAGCUACAGAGAGAGAAUAAGGGAGCAACAAGUAGCCGUUUCCAAACAACCGGAAACAAUGUCUGAGGCAACCGGUCCUGUGGCUUCUAUCUCUACUAGGGAAUCAGACUCAAAUGCCACCCCUCGUCGCCCAGUCCUAUCCACUCAUCCGGGCACAGCACCCAAACAACCGGGGGAAACGUCCCAUGAUUUGGCUAUCUCUCCCGCUAACCGAGAAGAGAAGCUAAAUAGCCCUCUGAGCCGACCAAUUCGUUCUCCAAGAGUCAAGAAGGGCCAGCUUUUCGGCACACUCGAGCCAGUGAAUUUACAGACCAAGAUCACGAGGGAAACUGGAAUAGACGAAGUGUCCAACAAUCCAACGAUAAGGGAUCAAAAGCAGCCAAGUACCACAUCCACCCAGCUGGAUCGCAGCGAAAGAGAAAAGGAGAACACAAGCCCCCUCAUCGAUCUUGAUUGUGAAGUGAGCAGUCUCAACAGUGGCUUACAACAUAUUGUUGCGUUCGAUCCGCUAGCCACAGUCCGAUCAAGUGGUCCGGAGCAAUCUACAUAUGCUCAGCAUGUCAAGGCUCGCAAUUUUACUGAAACUGGUGAUAUUUUCGAUAUGCCCAAUAUCGAGGAUACAGCUAUGCAGCCUCAGCUAACUGAGAGUUUCUCUCUUUAUCCCGACCUAAAUAAAGAUCCGAUGCUGCUCCGUGCGACGACUCCAGCCUCUUUUACUAGUGAGCCUGUCCAACUAGGGCUCGCUACAAGUGCGCCAUUGCCUGAUUUGGAAGUUUCUGGCUCUGAUCAUAAGAGCGCCGCAUCGGACGACGGAAAGGAACAUGAACAGGCCCCUGGAUUCCGCAGCAAGGCCGAUGAGGUAGCACUGGAAUAUUUGCUCCAGCAAAUCAAGGAAAAUUCUACUCCAAGAAUUCCCAGCAUUGAGGAGAUUGCGAUACCUCUUGAUGCUAGCCUUUGUGACCCUGUACCUCGAGCUCUGUCUUUUAGCUCGGGUGGCAGUGCUCCGCACGGUGAUAUCCAGCAACGUCAACACGUUGGUCAGUGGGUUGAGAAUGUGCCAUCUCUUUGCCCGGACCUCAUUGAUAUCUCACCUCAGAUGCUUUAUCCUCGCUUGCCUAAUCUUUUGCAAUCCAACUCUGAAGAUGGUGAGCAAUAUGCGGAAGCAAAAGUGAUUGAAACGCUUGCUGUCUCGGAUGAAACUGAGACAAGAGAAUUCCAGAGGUCAAUGUAUCAUCAGCGGCCUUGCGGCAAAUCCUUUCAAUGGGUGGAUGAAGUGAUUAAUGCCGUGGGAAGGGCAGAUAUUGAAGUCCACACUGCUAAUGCCGGGGAGGGGAAUGAAAACAGCACAACCAAUGCAGAGAACGGAGAAAACGUUCAAGCCCCCAUUGCUAAUAACUGGCAGCGAAGAACAGGAUCAAAAGCAAAAGAAGCACUGCCACAAAAAAGCACUGCUUUGUCCAUGAAGAUGGCUGCGAAAUCAAGAGAAAAGAAGCAGAUGCAUGAAUCAACAGAGAAUUUGUUUCGUUUUCUUCAACCAAUCCUUGAUGCAGUUCGCAGCUUCCCUGGAGCAAUGAGCCUUGAAAUCCAGUUCGGGCUUAUGUUCAUGCCCAGCCUACCGGCUUCAACCAAAGAGAGGGAGAUGAGCUAUAGGGAGGUUCACCAGCUGUUCUUCUCUAAGAAUAACUUGACGCCGCCUCCAAUCUCAUUCUUCGAGCGCUUGACUACAUCUCCUGCCGAUAUUGACUACCUCAUCGAUUUGGAGGUCAACCAAUCUCGUCUGUUCGACCGAAAGUACAGCCACCGAGGCGUAAAGUACGAAUUCUGGUGCCGCGUUGGUCCGAACAGAACCAUUGUUAUUUCAGUCAAUGAAUAUGGACACGCUAUGAUCCGCUAUCCCGAGGUCUCCCUAGGCACUGUGCACUUGAGUUGCCCUUCACAAGUCUGGGAUGCAGCUGCUAGGGUACAUGGUUACAUCGAAUACAUUACGGGGGCUGAUCCGGAGCUUGACGAAGCUGCACGAAUGAUGGCGAAAAGCAUUCGGGUAGAGCCAAACAAUAAACAUCUUCGUAUGCUGGUCCGUGCUCCUCCGGCGUCAAAGAUCAGAAUUGAGAAGGUGUUCAUGGAACGAUGGAGCCGUCACCCUUAUCGCUCGAAAAAGAGCAAAGGCUUGUUUCUCCAAAUCAGCGAAAGCCAAGAACUCCUCGCCACCCCAUCCGUCUUUGAUCCUAGUAUCACGGUUUUGCAAAACGCCUCGCUUGAGAAGAUGGUCAAGGAUGGAAAGCAGUGGUGGCAGGCCUCGAUUGUCAGCAGCAAAGUGGACGACAUCAUGAAAUCAAAUUCCUUCCUUGAACCCGGUGAUCGCAACGAGUCCUGGUGUGCAACAGAUCUUCUCGGUGCAGAUGUCAGGAGGGUCCUUCCCUCUGAUGUAAACCAGAAGCUGAGCACCCUCGGAGGCGAAGUCGGCCAUUCAGGAAUUGGAGCAAUGUUACAACUUGCCAAAACCGUGGUGCAGAAGAUCGAUGCUGUCGGGUACUGGAACAGAGGUCCUGCGAGUCUUGACAAGCGUGCUAACACAUCGACUGGUCGCAGCCAGGGUGGUACAGGUAUGGUCAAGGCGUCAUCCACCUUGGGCAAACAAAUGGUUCCCUGGAAUCAGCCAACUGAAUUGAAGGGAAAGCACAAGUGGUGA